Aspergillus pseudonomiae is the source of this 1680-nucleotide messenger RNA. It is a transcript of the gene nfr1, whose product is annotated as putative AIF-like mitochondrial oxidoreductase (Nfrl). NCBI's taxonomy places the organism in Eukaryota, Fungi, Ascomycota, Eurotiomycetes, Eurotiales, Aspergillaceae. The record is from RefSeq and is a predicted model, not a curated record. Gene Ontology annotation, molecular function: flavin adenine dinucleotide binding; 2 iron, 2 sulfur cluster binding; oxidoreductase activity, acting on NAD(P)H. The transcript has 3 exons. The coding region runs from base 1 to 1680 and encodes 559 amino acids. Gene Ontology annotation, cellular component: cytoplasm.
AUGGCACAAGAAUAUAAACUCAAGGACAUCUCGUCCCUGGCGGACAUCAGGGAAAUGGACAAGGUGGAGUCCGAAGUGGAAGGUAUAGAGGGCGGUAAGGUCCUAGUGGUAAACUUUGAAGGUCAAUUUCAUGCCAUGAGUCCUAAGUGUACCCACUAUGGAGCUCCGUUGAAACUUGGUGUUGUUGCUCCGGAGGGACGGAUUACUUGCCCAUGGCAUGGAGCAUGCUUUAAUAUCAGUACCGGAGAUGUAGAGGAUGCGCCCGCUCCCAAAGCUUUGCAUAAGUUUGAAGUCUUUGAGAAGAAUGGUGCGGUUUACAUCAAGGGAGAGGAGUCGACCAUUAAGUCCGGUCAAAGAGAUCCGGUUGCCCCGUGCAGUGCUUCCACUCCGGAGAAGUUGGUCAUUGUAGGAGGUGGAAGCGGUACUUUUGGUGUUGUAGAGGCCAUUCGCGAGUUGAAAUACAAGGGUGACAUCACCAUCAUUUCUCGAGAGCCCAAUCUGCCUAUUGACAGAACCAAGUUAUCCAAGGCUCUGAUCUCAGAUCCUUCAAAGAUCGAGUGGCGCCCUCGUGAGUGGUACGAGAGCGUCUCCGUUGAGACCGUCACUGAUGAAGUGACGUCGGUGGACUUCAACAAGAAGACUGUGGCCACUAAGUCGGGCAAGGCAUACCCAUACACCAAGCUGGUACUUGCUACUGGAGGUGUGCCACGCACUCUCCCUGUGGAAGGCUUUAACGAACUAGGCAACAUCUUCCUCCUGCGCUUUGUCACCGACGUACAGUCCAUCCUCAAGGCAGUAGGCGAGAAGAACAAGAAGAUCGUCGUCAUUGGUAGCUCAUUCAUUGGUAUGGAGGUGGGCAACGCACUCGCCAAAGAAAACGAUGUCACCAUUGUCGGUCAAGAAAAGGCCCCUAUGGAACGCGUCCUGGGUGAGGAGGUCGGCCGAAUCAUUCAAGGCAAUCUGGAGAAGGCGGGUGUCAAAUUCAAGCUUCAGGCCGGCGUUGCGAAAGCCACACCUUCUAGCUCGGAUUCCAGCAAGGUCGGGGCAGUCCACCUCAAUGACGGCACCAUCCUCGAAGCCGACCUUGUCAUUCUGGGUGUCGGCGUGCGUCCAGCAACCGACUUCCUCAAGAACAAUCAGGCUAUUACUUUAGAGAAUGACGGUUCCAUCAGGACUAAUGAGCACUUUGCUGUCCCUGGUCUAGACAACCAUGUCUUUGCCAUCGGUGACAUUGCCACAUACCCUUAUCAUGGCCCCGGUACGGAUCCAAAGGGCACCCAUACUCGCAUCGAACACUGGAACGUUGCGCAAAAUGCUGGCCGCGGCGUCGCCCGCGCCAUUGUUCAUAGCCUCACAAGCUCGGCCUCAUCGCUACAAUCCCUGAAACCGAAGGCCUUCAUCCCAAUUUUCUGGUCUGCCGUGGGCGCUCAAUUGCGGUACUGCGGCAAUACGCCAAAUGGCUGGGAUAGCAUGGUUUUGAAGGGCGAGCCCAAGAACGCCAAGUUCGCCGCAUACUACUGUAAGGGCGAUACAGUGGUCGCCGUUGCCACGAUGGGCAUGGAUCCCAUUAUGGUGAAGUGUGCGGAGUUGAUGCGCCGGAAGGAUAUGCCGCCUAAGUCCCAGAUUGAAAGUGGUGUUGAUGUCUUGAAAGUAGGGUUGCCGGAGGGUAUAAGGAUUUAA